CGUGGCUUUUUUUUUCAGCCACUGUUGAAUUAUCAGGUGUCCAUAGAAGUGGAAGUGGCUGUACUUGUGUCAUCACUCAAACUCACAAUGGCAGGAAGGUGGAGUUUGAAGGCUAAUGAGAGGAGCAAGCUGUGUGGAAUAGCCCACGUCUACAACAAGUGGAGAUCUUCAGAGGGAGAGAGGGAGCUUUUAGACUGGAAUCCCAGGAAAACACAGAGUCGAAGAAAAUGUAAUUGCUGGAUGAAAAGCAGACUGUGCUGAUCUAAAAACCCUGAAUGUUUUUAACAUUUAUUUUUGACUAGGUUCACACUUUUGAAAACGCCAAGAUUUUGCUGCAUCCUCUGUUUGAGUUGCAUUUUAAUUUAAGGUUGGAGACUUCCAGGACCAGUUGCGCUGUACUUGAUAAGAACCCAAGCCUGUGGCCGCGCAAAUUGUGCUAUUGCUGCUCAUUAUGGCAAAGUGGUUCAAGGAUUUCCAGCUGAGCUUGAAGACCCGACCAAAGCCAGAGGGCAUGGGUGCAACCCGGACCAGAACAGAUGGUGAGGGAACAAAUAGGAACCGGCGUGCCACUCAAGGUGAGGUGAACCCUCGGGGAGCUGGAAGAGAGGCAAAAGGGGCUGUAGAGAGAGGACACAAUGAGUCAGAGCUGGGAAAACUCGGAAAAGCACCAAAUGCCGGGAUGCAGGGAAAAUCUGUGGGGACUCAAGGAAAGACAGGCAGCAGCACACUAAUACGAGGGAAAACUGAAUCGAAGAAAAAUUUAAUUCAGGGGAAAAAUCCUACAGGACUGAUAAAAAAUGGAUUGACGAUAAAGAAGGAUAAUGGGAAACUGCCCAAAGGAUCUGGGGAAAUUGGAAACAGUAUCCCUGGAAAAAACAGCAAAAAUUCCAACGUUGAUCCUGGGAAUGGUGAAGAAAUUGGAAAACCAGUCAAAACCCCAUCGUUGAAACGGGGACAGAAUCCCAUUAAGUCAGGACAAAGUUUUUCUGGGAAACUUGGCUUGAAUCCAGGGAAAAUUACUGCGAAGAAUCCAGUCAAAACUGAAUUGAAACCUGAACAGAAAGCUGGGAAAACAGAUUCAAAAACUGACAAAGCAGACUCAAAAACAGGGAAAACUGAUGUAAAAAGUGGAAAAGUAGACAUGAAAACCAGGAAGGCAGAUCUGAAAACAGCGAAGCCUGAAGCAAAAACUGGGAAGACGCCUGAUUUGAAAACCAAGAAACCUGACCCAAAGGCUAGCAAAACACCCACUCAAAAUCCUGGAAAAACGGGAUUAAAUCUUGGAAAAAUAACUGGGACGAACGCUGGGAAAAAUGGACUGAAAUCUGGGAAAGCAGGACAAAGUCCAGGGAAGACUGGAUUGAACCUGGGGAAACUAACUGGGACAAAUUCUGGAAAAGCAGGACUAAACCCUGGAAAACUGUCAGGACCCAGCUACAUUUUACCAAAACACAGACUGAUCAAAGUGGAAAAUCAAGAGAAAAAUGGGAAAAACCUUAUGAAUAGGAUUCAGAAUUCAGUGGAGAAUGAAGAAAAUGGAAACGCCAAACAAGACACGGUCAUCAUUGUAGAGGAUUAUGCAGAUCCCUAUGAUGCCAAGAAACGAGAGACAGGACAAAAUGAUGCAGAACGAGUUGGGGAAAAUGAUGGCUACAUGGAACCAUAUGAUGCACAACAGAUGAUCACAGAAAUCCGAAGGCGAGGAUCAAAGGACCCACUCGGGAAGCAGUCCCUGUUGUAUGACAGUCCCUAUGAACCAACGGAAAUGGGGUCAAAGCAGGAGUUAGUUGGGAACUCUGUCCUCGAGAAGACGGGAAACCACAGGCCAAUCGACAGCUGCCUGCCGGAGAAUGAUGAACGCCCCGCAGCAGAGUACGAGCAGCCCUGGGAGUGGAAGACGGAACAGAUUGUGAAAGCACUUGCAGUCCAGUUUGAUUCUGCAGAGAUGUCAUCUCCACCCAAAGAAGAAAACGUCAAACACCACCAUCGGCAACCGAGCUGGACUCAGAAGGUCCUGAGGCAACAGAGCCCAGAGGGCAGCGAAAUGGGAGAGAAGGUGGACCCAAGCAUGCCCUUAGAAAAACAAGUGUGGUAUCAUGGCCCCAUCACCCGGAUAGAAGCAGAGUCUCGUCUGCAGGCCUGCAAGGAGGCCAGUUACCUGGUACGAAACAGCGAGUCAGGAAACAGCAAAUAUUCCCUUGCCUUAAAGACCAGCCAAGGAUGUGUUCACAUCAUUCUGGCCCAGACCAAGGACAAUAAGUAUACACUGAAUCAGAACAGUGCCCUCUUUGACAGUAUUCCAGAGGUGGUGCAUUACUAUUGCAAUGAAAAACUGCCAUUCAAGGAUGCAGAACACAUGACUCUUCUUUAUCCUGUGCACAAUAAACAGCAAUAAUUUGUGCAACUGCCAAUCUGUACAACAGUGUACGUGGCCUCCCAAUCAACACCGAUUGACAAACAAAGAGGACAGAGAGAUAGAGGAAGAUUUGGGAGGAUAGGUUGAAGCCAGAUAUUGCACAAAGCACUUGUCAUAUGCAUGAAAGACAGCUUUCAAACCAACCUACAGGUACGAGAAGAGACAGUGUAGCCACAGGUUGCACACUAUACCUUGGGCCUUCAAACCAGCAGAGGUGUGCAGAGGGAGGACUCCAGGGAUCUGAUCUUUUGAUAAAAUAAUGGAAGAAGAAAUAAUAGAAUCACAAAACUAGCUGGAACCCAGAGAGAACCAGUGCUGACGUAAUGGGACAAAGAUGUUGGAAUCAAAUUAGAAAUGAGGUGGGGGGGGCAUGGUUGGUACAUACUCGCAAUUCAUUCCUAGGACUUGGUUUCAAAUUCGACCCAGAAUGCUAGGACAAAACUCUUCUUGUGUUGACUGAGUGUGGAAUGAAUCUACAGGACCCUGGACCGAAGUCCUUUGUUUUCACUAAAUUUAUCCAAGAGGCAAAGUGGAAAGUGGGGAAAAGGUGCAUUUUGACAAUCGGUUCAGACACGUUGUGUGAAAUGAGUGAAGGGAUCUUAAUGUUUUAACUUGUACUGUACUGGCCUGGGAUUGUUUGAUGGAGACAGUAUAGAAAGUUCUUACUCAAUAUCAAGUACUGCUGCACCGAUCCUGGGAGUGUUAAAUGGAACAAUGUGAAGGGAGUGUUUGACAGGGACAGUGUAGAGGGAGUUUCAAUCUAACCCAGUGCUGUAGCUGUAUUUUGAGUGUCUGAUGAGGGAACAUUAUUUUUAGUUUAAAAGUGUAGGCAGAGCUUUAUUCUGUAUGUAACCCAGUGCUGUACCUGUCCUGGGAGUGUUUGAUUUGAGGUUGGUGGGGGGGGGGGAAACAGUGUGGACGGAUCUUGACUCUACAUGUAACCCAGUGCUGUCCCUACCUUGGAGUAUUUGAUGGAGGAGGGAGAGGGAACACUGUGGUUGGAGCUUAACUUUAUAUGUAAUGCUGUGCUGUACCUGUCCUGGCACGUUUGAUUUGAGGGGGGAGGGGCGCGGGGACCAGUGUGGACAGAUCUUUAUUCUAUAUGUAACCCAGUGCUGUCCCUAUAUUGGGAGAAGGAACACUGUGAUUUGAUUAGAUUCUCUACAGUGUGGAAACAGGCCCUUCGGCCCAACCAGUGCACACCGACCCUCCGAAGAGUA
Molecule: messenger RNA, 3636 nt
Organism: Chiloscyllium plagiosum (whitespotted bambooshark)
Lineage: Eukaryota; Metazoa; Chordata; Chondrichthyes; Orectolobiformes; Hemiscylliidae
Molecular function (GO): phosphotyrosine residue binding
Source: RefSeq, a predicted model, not a curated record